AUGAUGUGGAUGUGGAAAAACGUGCUCAUUCAAUGCUACAAGAGUAACCUAGCAGAAGCUGAAGUCACUGCAUGGACGGCCCCUGCAGCUAUCUCCACACCUUCAGGUGCUGCUAACGCCACAGCCGUAGCUGAAAAUGUAGCAGAAGGAGCAACUCUCUUUACGGCGACAGCAACAGGAGCUGCUACGUACUCCUUGACUGACAACGCUGGUGGAAAAGGGACGAUUGGUUCUACAAGUGGUAUUGUGACUUUAGCGACGGGUCAAUCUAUUGAUUAUGAAACAGCUUCUUCACUAAAGUUUGUUAUCAUUGCCACAGCCACAACCGGUGCCAAUGGAACAGCAACCAUCACUUUGCCAAUCACUGAUGUUAACGAAGCCCCAGCCUUCUCGUCACCUACGAAUACCGUUUGUAUUAACGACAACUCCGCGGAAGCCGGAAACACCAACACCGACUUCGCAGUCGCUAAAACAACAGGCGUGAUAACUGUAGCAACUGGAAAAACCCUUUCUAAAGCUACCGCCGCCACAUACGCACUGGUUGUUAAAGCGGUCGACAAUGCCGCGACAGCGUUGACUGGAUCGACAACAGUAUCGGUCACCGUCGGAGGAUGUAGCGGCACCGGCGCUUUAACGGCACUUUUGUCUUUGAUGUCUGUAGCAAUGAUUGCUACAAAACUUCUUUAG
Molecule: messenger RNA, 687 nt
Organism: Mya arenaria
Lineage: Eukaryota; Metazoa; Mollusca; Bivalvia; Myida; Myidae
Exons: 4
Coding region: 1-687 (228 amino acids)
Biological process (GO): homophilic cell-cell adhesion
Cellular component (GO): membrane; catenin complex
Molecular function (GO): calcium ion binding; cadherin binding
Source: RefSeq, a predicted model, not a curated record